Branchiostoma floridae (Florida lancelet) is the source of this 1932-nucleotide messenger RNA. Its product is annotated as cytochrome P450 2U1-like. The transcript is spliced from 7 exons. Gene Ontology annotation, biological process: xenobiotic metabolic process. Bases 20 to 1531 code for a protein of 503 amino acids. Gene Ontology annotation, molecular function: heme binding; iron ion binding; oxidoreductase activity, acting on paired donors, with incorporation or reduction of molecular oxygen, reduced flavin or flavoprotein as one donor, and incorporation of one atom of oxygen. Gene Ontology annotation, cellular component: cytoplasm; intracellular membrane-bounded organelle. NCBI's taxonomy places the organism in Eukaryota, Metazoa, Chordata, Leptocardii, Amphioxiformes, Branchiostomatidae. The record is from RefSeq and is a predicted model, not a curated record.
AAAAAGUCAUUGGCAGAAAAUGGCGGAGAGUGCACUAUAUGUGGAGAUCUUCAGGCUGUCACUUCUGAACUGUCAGACGUUUCUGGUGCUCUGUCUUGCCUUUCUUUUGUCGUUCUUGUUUCUAAGACGUCCUAGGAACCUUCCUCCUUACCCUGCAGGAUGGUGGCCUGUCUUCGGGCACCUCUUCUCCUUGGGCCGAGCGCCACACCUGAAGUUUACGGAGUGGAGGCGGCAGUACGGGGACGUGUUCACGGUGAGAUUUGGGCUAAACGACGUGGUGGUUCUGAACGGCUACACGGUCGUGAAGGACGCACUCGUGAGCAGGUCCGAACUGUUCGCCUCCAGGCCGCCGAGUUACGUAUUCGACAUUAUUACUGGUGUCGGAAAAGGUCUUGUGACUGCAAGAUGGGGACAUGGUUACAAACAGAAAAAGAAAUUCUCCAUAAGUGUCUUGAGAACCCUGGGAAUGAAAGUCGGAAAGAAUAGCGUUGAAGACAAGAUUAAAGAAGAAGCAAUGUGUAUGUGUGAAAAGAUUGCAGAGUACAGGGGAAAGCCAUUCGACGUUGAGGAAGAAAUACGAACCACAAUAGCCAACGUCAUUUGUUCCAUGAUCUUCGGCAACCGUUUUGACUAUGGGGAUGAGAAGUUUAGAGAACUGGCAGAAGCCAUGAUCGUCACAUUGGUGAGCAUUACAUCUGGACAGCUGAUCAGCAUCUUCCCUUUCCUGCGAUUUGUUCCAUAUGUGAACAAGGCUUGUAACGAUGCAGUCAAGUACAACGAAAAGAUCCUAAAGUUCAUCAGGGAAGAGAUAUCUCGCCAUCGCCGUGACCUCGACCGCGAGAAUCCACGAGAUUUCCUCGAUUUCUGCCUGAUUGAAGUGGACAGACACGACAAGGUAGACAACCUGACAGAAGAGAAUGUGAUGCAUGUUGUUCAAGAACUUCUCUUUGGUGGAAUCGACACCACUACUAACACACUCCGAUGGGGGCUCAUGUACAUGAUCCUGUACCCAGAUGUCCAGAAAAAGGUUCAACUGGAGAUUGACGCAGUUGUUGGAGGCACCCUGCCCACCCUGUCCCAUCGCUCCCAGCUGCCUUACACGGAAGCUACAGUGAUGGAAGUACAGCGUCUCCGCUUCGUGGUUCCUCUUGGUUUGCCACAUGCUACCACACAACAGGUCAAAGUUGCUGGGUUCGACAUUCCGGCUGGAACUCAAGUCCUGAUGAACCUGCACUCUCUUCACGUGGACCCUGUUUACUGGCCGGAUCCGGACCGGUUUGACCCCGGCAGGUUUCUGGACACAGACGGACGCGUCAAUAGCAAGCUGGAUUCUUUCAUGCCGUUCUCAGGAGGACGCCGUGUGUGCCCCGGAGAGCAGCUCGGCAAGAUGGAGCUGUUUCUGCUGUUCUCCAGCCUGCUGCAGCACUUCACCUUCAAGCUGCCAGAGGGCGCCCCGCCUUUGUCUACUGAAGGGACAUUAGCGAUCACACUCAUGCCACACGCGUUUGAACUUUGUGCUAUUCCUCGAUAAGUCGUAACUACUAGUAAUGGCGUGAUUGUAUGAUUAUAUGCUACAGGUAAACCAAGGGUAAGUUGUACUAUAAGAUAGCAACCACGACAAUACUUAGCCCAUUAGAAAUAUUGUCAUUAAAAACUGAAGUAUUUGAAAAUAAUAUCGUACCCUCUGUAAUACAAUGUCCAAAACUAUGGACACGCAUGAGGCAUGUAUGUAUGUAUGUAUAAAAGCGCUUGUGCCGAAAAGCUUCUAGAUAUUGUUUUUACAUUGCUAUACAGCUUGUUAUCGUUAAUAGGCUUAUUAGGUUUGUCAUCUCUGCUUUGUAUGAUCUGUAUACACUACGUUAUGAAAUAUGUUGUAAUACGUACGUAUUGCACAUUGAAAUUGCCUGCGACAUUACACAUACGAAGUAAUCA